Messenger RNA from Macrobrachium nipponense, 2268 nucleotides. RefSeq names its product transcription factor Jun-like. Gene Ontology annotation, biological process: regulation of cell population proliferation; regulation of cell cycle; regulation of transcription by RNA polymerase II. Gene Ontology annotation, molecular function: DNA-binding transcription factor activity, RNA polymerase II-specific; RNA polymerase II cis-regulatory region sequence-specific DNA binding; transcription factor binding. Bases 192 to 1073 code for a protein of 293 amino acids. Gene Ontology annotation, cellular component: transcription regulator complex. The record is from RefSeq and is a predicted model, not a curated record. The transcript has a single exon. NCBI's taxonomy places the organism in Eukaryota, Metazoa, Arthropoda, Malacostraca, Decapoda, Palaemonidae.
UCGCUAUAUGACUCAUAUGAACCACGGACAGCGAAGAGUGUGGAUAUACAAGCUCUUCUCUCAUGUGGUAAAUAAGUUUGUGUGCCUCAUGCGCUGAGUCCGUCCCAUAGUGACUCAUAAAAAUAGUGUACUCAUCACCGCGUGCCAAUAGAGACUUUUGCAGUGUUUGUUAAAGAGGACAGUCGAGUUCAAUGGAGGCAACCAUGUACGAGGACGGGUCAUACAACACUUACCAGAGGGAAAGCCUCACCCAGAUGAAACGGAAACUCACCCUCGAUCUCACGAGGCCCUCCAAGAAGCAGAGAGGAACUACAGGCAAUUUCAACCCUCUUCUCACGUCCCCAGACCUUAACCAGUUGAAGUUGGCCUCUCCUGAAUUGGAGAGACUCAUCAUUCAACAAAAUUCAACCAUCCUAGGCAAUACAGUGACCACACCAUCCCAGUUUUUAUUCCCAAAAACGACAACGUUGGAACAAGAGGAAUUCGCGAAAGGAUUCGAAGAUACAUUGGAACAGCUACAUAAUCAGGACGGCAUCGCCACCAGCAGCAGCGGGAGUAUCGUGGUGACGAGCGUAUCCGACGCAAAUCCGCCAGUGUCGUCUGCGCCCUUGCAAUACACCCAGUUGGACGUUCCCACCCACCACCACCAUCCUCAUCUACAGCAGGUUCCCGUGACGUCGUCGGCAGCGCCAGGCGUGUCUUUGGCAGUGACCAGCGAACACCAUGUCCCUUCACAACUGGGGCUACUCCCCCACACAUCCAUCAAAGAGGAGCCCCAAACCGUGCCCAAUGUGAGCGGUUCCCCACCCCUCUCCCCGAUUGACAUGGAGACACAGGAACGCAUCAAACUAGAGAGAAAGAGACUACGGAACCGCAUCGCCGCCUCCAAAUGCCGACGGCGGAAGCUCGAGCGAAUCGGACGUCUGGAGGAGAAGGUACGUAUCCUGAAAGGGGAGAACGCAGAAUUGCAAGGCGUGGUUAACAAACUGCGCGACCAGGUGUGUUCACUAAAGCAAGAGGUGAUGGAACACGUCAAUUCGGGCUGCCAGAUUCCUUUCGUCACCCACCAGUGAAUGACGACAUGACCUUCCCUGAUGUUUUUUCUCGAAGUGUUCAACAAGGAGAGAGGGUAACAGGUGCUACAUUAAUAUCAACAGCAUAAUGUAUCCAUAGUGCCAGGUUUGCCGCGAACCGACUCGCCUCCCGAGAGAGAAAAUGUGACCAAUUCCCCACUGAAUAUGGCCGAGUCUCUUGCUCCCUCCCUCAGACUCCCCUUUUUCUCCCUCUCUCUCUCUCUCUCCUUAAAUGAGGAGCGGGUCGGCCGCGUGUUGGUCUAGCCUAGCCCCCGUGCGAGGCUAGAGAAACGGUGACCGCUUCCAAAACGAUAACAGCGACCUCUCAGGAGGUGCAUUUUGCCCCAAAAUGCCUUGCAAGAGGUCCAAGACCGGGUUUCCAUGACAAGGGACCGUGGGGGGUCCCGCCUUUUUGCGAGAAGGCAGUCCUGCGAAGGUGUGGCGGUGGCGGGAUUCGUUGUAGCGAGGUUAUGGGUGUGGGGGCAAGGCACGGAGUAGCUCUAGUCAGUGGUAGCGAGAGUGGGGAAAAAAAAAAUUGAGUGAGUGUUGCCCCUUUUACUUUACUAUCCUGUUAUUUUACCACUAACGCCCACAGCAGCUACAAGACCGAGAUUAUAAAGGAGGAAUUCGGUAAUUUAAAAAAAAAAUAAAUAAAUAAAUAAAAGGCUCGCUGCAGCCCAUACACCUCGCCCCCAAAUCAUGUGAUAUCGUGCCGUGCGUAUGCAAUUAGAAGAGUAAAAGAUUAGUUUUUAAACAAAAUGUUGUGCUAAAUACUUCCAUGUAAUUAUCACAUUUCAGUGCUUUUAUAUAUGAUAUGAACGAGAAAAAAAUCUAAGGUUAAAAUUAUGUUAUUGUAAACAACUCGAUGGGAAUAACCUUCCCGUUGCGAAGAGAUUUGUUUAAACUUUUUAUCUAUUGAAUAUUGAAUUGUUUGUCAUGUUUCUUUAUGCAGUUUGAUGUACGGAGGUCAGUGAUAUAAACCUAUCUAAGUCAGUGCGAUUUUUGGAGUACCUUGUGUUGUAUAAAUAUUAAUAAAUAGUAUUACUGUUUUCUGAGAGAAUGUAUGUAUGAAUUUUUAUAUAUAUAUAAAUUAUGUAUAUUUUAUAUGCAAAGAUAUCUUGAUUUAUGCAAAAAAAAAUUGUGCAAAGCAAGAAUUUUGUAAGAUACUUUUCUUAUAAAAGAAAGAAGUUUCAAA